Molecule: messenger RNA, 3793 nt
Organism: Prosopis cineraria
Lineage: Eukaryota; Viridiplantae; Streptophyta; Magnoliopsida; Fabales; Fabaceae
Product: lysine-specific demethylase JMJ13-like
Exons: 11
Coding region: 688-3270 (860 amino acids)
Biological process (GO): chromatin remodeling
Cellular component (GO): nucleus
Molecular function (GO): histone demethylase activity
Source: RefSeq, a predicted model, not a curated record
GCCUUUCCGUUUUGUUCACCCUGAAACGCGAGGGGCGAUAAACGCGUUUUGGACGGCAAGUUCUUGGUUGAACCACCAACCAACCACCACUUGGGCUCACAUUUCUUCUCUGAGUGAGUUUCAUUUAGUUUUUAAAACAGAGAGAAUCAAUUUUUUUAAAGGAAAAAAAAAAUCAAAUUUCAUAUGGUUUUCCGAACUCAAUAAUAAAGGCGUUCAUAUUUUGGAGUAUAAAACUAUAAAUUAUCCCUUCCGUGCUCUUUUUCGGUUUUCUAAGCAUUCGUUUCUUCUCUCUCCUCAUUCACUGUUUUCCUCUGUUUCAUACGCGCCGGAAAACCUCUUUCCUCCGGCCGGUAAAUUAAUACGAUUACGUGCGGCCAUAUUCUGUCACUCCACAGCAAGCUGGUUAACCCUUUCCAAUCGGCGCAUUUUUAUUUUUCAUUUUUUUGGCCGUGGUUGGUCGUGGAAGCGCUUGGAUCUCUCUUUUGAGCUGGUUUCACCCUUGUACUCUUCGUUCUUCGAGAAUGUGGCGAGUCUGGUUAUCUUGGAAGGCUUUAUUUUAAUCUGUAACCAUAAGGAUCGUGAUCUAGGGUUUACCUCUGGGAUUUAGAUUUAGUUUUUGGUUGUUUUCGCGAUUUCUACUUCAAGUGUACAAAGACGGAGACCUACAGGGAGCGACUCCGUAAUGAAAUGGUGGAAAGAAGACUUUCUUUAUCCAAGGAAGUUAGACUUGGGCUAGAAUUCUUGAAGCGUAAAAGGCUUCAACGGGCAAAACUCAUUACUGCCCCUGAAACAACUGUUGCUAGCACAAUGACUAGAAGUGGGGGAGAUGCUUUAAGAGCUUCAGCUUCAUGUGGUGCCCGAUUGCAUGGCAAUGCAGAUGUCUUCUCCAAGCGGAAGGUGGAUAAGUUUGAGACAAGUGAUCUUGAAUGGACUGAGAAAAUUCCAGAAUGUCCUGUGUAUUCUCCAACGAAGGAGGAAUUUGAGGAUCCGCUGGUUUACUUGCAAAAGAUAGCUCCAGAAGCUUCAAAAUAUGGCAUAUGCAAGAUUAUUUCACCUUUGAGUGCUUCUGUUCCUGCUGGAGUUGUUUUAAUGAAGGAAAAAGCAGGAUUCAAGUUUACAACUAGAGUACAGCCUCUUCGGCUUGCUGAGUGGGACACUGAAGACAAAGUCACAUUUUUCAUGAGUGGAAGCAAUUAUACAUUCCGUGAUUUUGAGAAAAUGGCGAAUAGAGUUUUUGCACAUAGAUAUUCUAGUGCUGGAUCUCUUCCUCCCACAUUUAUGGAAAAAGAGUUUUGGCAUGAAAUUGCUUGUGGACAGAUGGAAACUGUUGAAUAUGCGUGUGAUGUUGAUGGUAGUGCUUUUUCAUCUUCUCCUACUGAUCAGCUUGGGAACAGCAAAUGGAAUUUAAAGAAAGUUUCACAGUUGCCCAAGUCCAUUUUGCGCCUCUUGGAAACCACAAUUCCGGGAGUAACAGAACCCAUGCUAUACAUUGGAAUGCUCUUCAGUGUGUUUGCUUGGCAUGUGGAGGAUCAUUAUUUGUAUAGUAUAAAUUAUCAUCACUGUGGGGCAUCAAAAACUUGGUACGGCAUUCCAGGUCACGCAGCAUUGGAUUUUGAAAGGGUGGUGAGAGAGUAUGUGUACUCUAAAGAUAUUCUUUCAAGUGAUGGGGAAGAUGGAGCCUUUGAUGUUCUUCUGGGGAAAACAACUCUGUUCCCUCCAAAUGUUUUGUUGGAUAAUGAAGUCCCCGUCUAUAAGGCUGUUCAAAUGCCAGGGGAGUUUGUAAUAACUUUUCCCAGAGCAUAUCAUGCUGGAUUUAGUCAUGGUUUCAACUGUGGAGAAGCAGUGAACUUUGCAAUUGGUGAUUGGUUUCCUUUAGGAGCUAUUGCUAGCCAGCGAUAUGCACAUCUUAACAGGAUGCCUCUGCUGCCUCACGAAGAACUUCUAUGCAAAGAAGCAAUGCUUCUUCACACAAACUUAGAACUUGAAGAUUCAGACUUUCCCUCUGCAGAUCUUUUGGCUCAUAAUUGCAUAAGGAUUUCUUUUGUGAAUCUAAUGCGCUUUCAGCAUUGUGCUCGUUGGCUCCUAAUGAAAUUAAGGGCUUGUUCGAGUGUUUCUCCACAUUCCCACAGCACAAUUCUCUGUAGCCUCUGCAAACGCGAUUGUUAUGUUGCAUAUGUAGACUGUGAGUGUCGCAUGCACCCGGUGUGCCUUCGCCAUGAAAUUGAAGCUCUUGGCUUCACCUGUGGUAGCGAACACACUCUUCAUGUGCGGGAGGAUAUUAAUGAUCUGGAAGCUGCAGCCAAGAGGUUUGAGCGGGAAGAUGGAAUCGUGGAUGAGAUUCUUAAGCAAACCAAGGGUGACAAUAACAUGUAUUCAUAUCCUUUGUCAAAUAUGUUCCAGAGAGCUGAAGCAAAUGGAUAUACUCCUUACUGCGAGAUAGAAUUUGAUCCUGUUAUUGAACAUUAUUCAACCCCAGAUCAGGCAACAAGUAAUCCAGAGGGCAAUUUACAAAGUCAACUUGUUUUGAGCCAUUGCCCAGAUGUUCAACCAGGAUUUUGCGAGGCUUCUUUUUCUUCUGCUGCAUACACCCUCUGUUCUCUUUCAGAACCUAUUGAUAGCUCUCCUCCUGUGAAAAAUGACGAUGGGCAUGCUUAUUUUACUUCAGGCUCUAUUGACUCUGAACAAUGUUUUGAAGGAGUGUCUAAUAGCACAUGCCAAUCUUUACUAUCCUCAGCGCGCUAUCACGACAUCUCAAGCAAACCUCAGCGCGAUCUUGAAUUCGAGACGACACCCGUUGUAGAUGAAGAGGAUAACGAUUCUGAUUCAGAAAUAUUCAGGGUAAAGCGGCCAUCUUCUCUGAAGGCAGAGAAGAGAAAUUUGAAUGCUACCAUGUCUUCCAAGCAUUUUGACCAACAGGGGCUUAAACGAUUGAAGAGAGUUGUUCAUGAAGGAAGUAGCCCGCCGCAGCCAAUGGAUUGCAGUAGAAGCAGUGAUUCAAGUAACAAAUUUAGUCACCCGAUAAAACGGAAAUGGGAGGGUGAAAGAUCGGUGAAGGACAAAUUUGCAGGGGGAAAUAGCAUCCCCAUUUCUGUCAGGUAUAAGAAGUUGGGCAGUGAGGGAGUUAGUAGAGAACGAGACAUGCACAGGAAAGAUAGGUUCCAGCAGGCCAUUGGCGAACGGCCUCCCUUAGAGAUUGGGCCCAAGCGCCUUAAAGUCCGAGGCCCUUCGUUGUUGAGCUUAGAGGGUCCCGGUUUCGCCCCAAAAUGGUAGCACGCACUGGCUAGGCCUACACAUUUCAAGAGUCUGACUCCGCUAACAUCAAUCAGCUAAUGGGCUUUUCUAACCACACGAGAAAGAAUUUUCAACAUGAUUGAUUCUGGAAGCAGCGGCAAAGAUAUUAACCAUUUAGGAUAUAUAUAUAUAUAUCACAUUCUUUUUGCAGGGCCUAAGAUUCGGGCAAUCUGCAUGGGGCGCUGAUCCCUUGGGUUCUUCCGGCCUUGGUGCUUUUCUUUUUCUAACUCUGCUCUGUUGCAGCCAUUCUGCAAGCUAGAAGUGAAACCCCACCCCCCUUCCCGAAACCCCAAAAAAAGGAAAAAAAAAAAAGGGUCGGUCUGGUGAAAACCCAUGUAAAUUUGUUUUAUUUAGGUCUCUUAUUGUUAGGGUCUCUCCCAUUAAUAUCUGAUUUAAGUGCUUUCUGCUGCUUCCCUAGCUGAUGUUCAUCCAUUCUUUUUGUAGCAAUAGGUAUCUUGUUGUACCUAUAACUACUUGAUUACAAAUUAUCUCAAUUACUUUA